Drosophila persimilis is the source of this 6359-nucleotide messenger RNA. RefSeq lists its product as uncharacterized. The transcript has 13 exons. The record is from RefSeq and is a predicted model, not a curated record. Gene Ontology annotation, cellular component: endocytic vesicle; plasma membrane; axon. Gene Ontology annotation, biological process: endothelial cell migration; Rho protein signal transduction. NCBI's taxonomy places the organism in Eukaryota, Metazoa, Arthropoda, Insecta, Diptera, Drosophilidae. The coding region runs from base 776 to 5941 and encodes 1721 amino acids. Gene Ontology annotation, molecular function: guanyl-nucleotide exchange factor activity.
CUCCGUAUCCGUAUCCGUAGCCGUAGCCGUAGCCGUGUCUCCCUCCGUGUCCGUUUGUAUUUAAGUUUAUGUGUGUACCCGUGUCAUAGGCUGUGCCGUGAACCGGGAAAACCAGCUAACGUAAAACAAAAACCAAAAUAAAAAAAAAAACCGAGAACCAACCAAAUUGCAAAAAAUAAAUGUGCGGCGGGUGGCGGCUGGAGCAGGAGCAGACGCAGACGCAGCCGCACCAACAGUCCCGACCAGACAAAAGAAAGAGGACUCGGAAAAAGAAAAGAAAAGCCAGGAGGUCGAAACCGCAAUCGCAAUCGCAUUCGGAAUCGCAAUCGCAAUCGGAAUCGGAAUCGAAGAGGAGCUCCCAUUAGGGAAUCAACGCGAGCAAACCAUCGAACAACCAAAUAAUAGAAUAAGCAAUAGCAUCCUUCUACUUGUGAAGGACACACACAAUACAAUAUAUAUUUAGGACGCUUUAAAGGAUACCUAGAAUAAGGUUUACGAAAUACGAAUACACGUAAUGUGUGUUUCUUUGGGGAAAAUCAACGCUUCAUAAAUUACGAUUUACGAUUUACGAUUUACGAUUUAGUGAAUAGACAAAUUUAAGAACCAACAACCAUCGGGUGUUUUAUAUCCCGCCACACGCCACAGGGAUACAGGGAUACAGGGAUACUGGGCUACUGGGAUACAGGAAUACAGGAAUACAAGGGUAAACGGGGAAGGAGACGACUGCAGAAGGAGGCUCGAGACCCUCCCAACAUCACGGCAAAGUGCGGCCGUAAUGGGUGGUGGCUUUGCGGGGCCACCAAUUACAUUAGCAACCAGCAACCAGAGCCCGGCCUUAGCCAGAGCCAGAGCCAGAAACACCAAGGCCUCACAGCCUCAACCACACCCCAGCCCCAACCCAUAUCCGCGGACAAAAACAGAGACGCAAACAGAGACGCAAACGGAGACGGAGACGGCGACGGAGACCAGGUCCUCAACCAUCGCUCCAAUGCACGAGAAACUCCUGGAGAAGGAGGAGACGCGCAAAGAAAAGACUGAACGGGCAACAAGUCUGCUUGGCGGCAAGGUCAAGGAGAAGCCGCCCAAGGACAAGCCACCCAAGCAAUCGAAAUUCGCCGAGCGGCUGCGACGCUCCUUCCGCCGCGGCGACCAUCGGUCGCUGGAGAUCAAGCGUCAGGAGCCCACGCCGGAAGAGCUACAGGCCAAGAGCCGUGCCACUCCACCGCUGCCGCUGCCACUGCCGCUGUCGUCGGAGAACAACAACCUGGUCGGUGGCAGGCCCCCCUCGGCCUUCGCCCUCAGCCAGCUCCAUCUGCCCGGUGUGGGCCUCGGCGGACACAUCAAUCCCGCUUUGCUGCUGGACAGCCCCGACGAGUGCACGCCCCCGGAGUACGCCUACCGGCACCUGAGCAGCGUCGCCACCACCAACUCGAGCACCUCCCUGGAGAGCAACUGCGAGCUGGGAGAUCUGAGCGGCUCCCAGACGAGCGUCUUCUACUGGGCCUGUGGCCAACAGACGACCACCGCAUCCAUGGGCGGAGAGGUGAGCACGGCCAACGGUGCGGGUGCGAGUGCGAGUGCGGGUGCGGGUGCGGGAGCAGCAACAGGAACAGGAUUGGAUGCACAAGAGCGUAGCAAGCGACGCCUGGAGACACAGAGCAGCAAUCGGAGCGACCAGCAGCCGAUAUCCAUUACAACGACCACAUCCUCGGCACCGGCCAGCGGCAGCCGGAGCUGCAGCCUCACCAGCGAGAGCAGCUCCGUGCGGCUCACACGACUCCAGAACUUCCUGUUCAAGAGCAGCAACGAGAGCUCGAGGAGCUGCCAGGGGCAUUCGAACGAGGGCUUUACCGCCUCCUCGCACAACUCCUCCUCGGGGGAGUGGGAGCAGAUGGGCGCCCACGGGCCGCUGUCCAGCAGCAGCGGUGUGGGCUUCCACGGUGGCUCCUUCCCAGAGGAGAGCACACCCGAUGAGACCGAUGCCACGGACGCGGGCAGCACGCUGCCCGUGGAGAGCGGCGAGGCCGGAGGCGGCUACUACCAGUACACGCUGACCUCCCCGAACAACCCCUUCCUGCCGGAGAUCACAGCCCGCACCUACCACAGCACCUACGAGGAAGAUGGCCUGGAGCCGAUGGAGGAGCUGCAGCUGGACGGGAACGUGACGUCCGUGAAGUACAAUGCCAGUGCCGCUGGCACGCGGUCCGCCCAGCUGCCGACCCCCGCCUACAGUCGCGCCGGGUCCCAGGAGUCGACGCACAGCGAGAGCGGCGUCAGCUGUCCCCCUGGGCCGAGUCCCAGUCCAGCCUCCAGCUCCUCCUCGACGCCCGGACGGCACAGGCGCAAGCUUUUCAGCCUGAAUUCGCCCACUCGUCUGCUGCACCAUGCGCCCGUCGCCCAGUCCCAGCCCCAGGCCCAGCCCCCGCCGUCGGCCUCGCCACCCGCCGGCACCCAGCAGGAGAGCGGCGGCCGGUUCCAUUCUGGCAGUCUGGUGCGGAGUCUCAAUCCCUUCCUGCCCACCGCCUCCUCGCCCAAGCGGGGCUCGCCCCUGAAGCAGUCGGCCGUCACCUCGCCGGGCGCCGUGACCCCGGACCUGGGCACGAAGCGGGAGGAGUUCCUGCGGGCCACCAUGAAGAUUUGCCUGGUCGUCUCGCCGCCCAGCAGCAAGCUGCAGCUGAAAUCGAAAAGCCUCACGCACUUGGAUGGCCUCGACACGGUGGUGGCCUGCCAGCACGGGCCCGGGGGGACUGCAGCAACAACAUCGGUGGUCCAGGCACCUGGGGCAUCUGGGGCACCUGGGGUGUCCUCCGGGCAUCAGCAUCAGCAUCAUCAUCAGGCGGCAGCAACGACACCGACGGCGCUUGGCCGGCAGCCCCAUGCGACGGAAAAGAACGAUCCGGCGAGAGUUUGUCCGCUUUCAGUACUGGCGCCCCAGUCCGUGCCUCACCCACCCACAAUUUACACCCAAGCACCGCAGAUCGUGCGUCGGGCACCGUCGCUGAUGCUCUCACUCUCGCCCACGCUCGACAUAACGACAACGGCCGCGUCCGCCUGCUUUGCCGGCACCGGUCGUCCCACUGUGCACUCGAGUGCCAGCUCCUUGCACCAUCAUCAGCAGCAGCAGCACCAGCAUCAGCAGAACCAAAAGCACCCACAGCAGCCUGCCAUGGCUGCCAUGGCUGCCACGGCGGCCACGAGUAGUUGCACCAGUGCCACCAGUGGCACAGCGACAACUCAUUCGAUACCCUCCUCCUCCUCCUUCAAACACUUUCAGUAUCCUGGCGGCGAGGCGCAGGCUGCGGCGACCUCGUUGAGCCCCUACAGCAGCACGCCUACUUCGGGCCCACCGCUGACUUCUCCGUCAGGCCUGUCGGCGACGACGUCGGCGACUGUCAAAAAGAAAUCCUCAUUUCUGCAGCGCAAGAAACCGCUAUUGACACGCAGCGAGGUAUCCAGUUCCGAGUUCUUUUCCGUGUCGUUUUGCAUGGACUCGUCCCAGCAUCCGGACGAGGAAUUCAUACCGGCCACAAAAGGUGUAACCCUACUUAAUGCCCUCAGCCAUGCCCUGCGGCGGAGAAACCUCACCUUUUCGCAGAUCACGAUAACGGACAAUAAUCCCACGCCCAGUUUUUUAGAUGCAGGUCCCUCGCCCGCAACGAGCUCCGUGGAUGAGCAAACCGACGUGGAGAACCUGGCUGGCCACCAUUUGUGCAUCACGGAACGGGGCUCCAAUCGCAAGCCACUGCAGAAGGCGGCCUCCUUUGGAUCCCGACAACCGCCGCCCCGCCUGCUGCCCUCCGCCUCGACGGAAGAGACCAGCGACGCAGCUGUGGCGGCAGGCAAGCAGAUCAAACAGCGAUGGUCCUCCCUGUUCGGCAUCAAGAACCCCCAGCAGAGCCAGCUGUGUGAGCUCCUCAACAGCUACUCGCGGAGUGGAGUGCCGCAGCGGGCGGAGGGUCUCAGCUUCGAGCAUCCGGACCUCGACAACUCGCUGGCAUACCUGCAGAACAUGCACAAGUCCUGGCGGGACUUCGUCGAGAGCGAGGCCAUGCCCGAGAGCGAGGUCAAGAUCCAGACGGCCAUAUGGGAGCUGGUCACCACCGAAGUGUACUACAUACACGCCCUGCAAACGGUGACGGAUCUUUUCCUAGCUUGUCUGGAGGCCGUGCAGACGGAACGCCUGCUGAUUGAUGUGGACCAGGCGCGUCUGUUCUCCAAUGUGCGGGCCGUCUGCGAGGCGAACAUAAAGUUCUGGACCAUGUGGCUCUAUCCGAUGGUGGCACACAGUGUGAUGACCCACGAGCCCCUGCGAUGCGCCUUCUUCCAGGAGGGAUUCAUUGCAUUCGCCUCAAUCUUUGCGCCAUACAAAAUCUACUGUGCCGAGCAGAGCACUUGCCAGUUCUACUGUAAGGAGCUCAACCAGAACAAUCCCCUGUUCACCUCGUAUCUGGCGUGGUGCGAGUCUCAGAAGAUGUGCAACCGCCUGCGGCUGGCCGACAUUGUGGUGCGGCCAAUGCAGCGCUUGACAAAGUACAGCCUCCUGCUUGCCGCCAUCAAGAAGCACAUGGGGGACGUGGAGGAGAUCGAAGCCAUUGACGUGAUGAUGCACAGCGUCGAGAACUUUGUGGGCAGCGUCAACAAUCACCUAACGAUGCGGCAGGAGAACGAGCGGCUCAAGGGCGUGAUGGUGCGGAUCGAAUCGUACGACGUUGUGGACACCAACAACGAGGGUCUGGACAAGCUCAUCAAGCAGCACAGCCAGAUGUUCGAUCUGUGCGCCCCCAUGCGGGGCUGCCCGGCAUAUCAUGUGCGGCACCUGUUCAUGGAGGGCGACCACAAGUUCAAGGACAACCUGGGCAAGUCCGAUGUGCACUGCUUCCUCCUGACGGACCUGCUGCUCGUCUGCAAGACAAUGGCCAAGCGGGGCUUGGGCGCCCUGAAGGUCAUCCGACAGCCGUACCUAACCGACCAGCUAAUCGUCAACAUGGCUCCCAAUAACACCAUCAACUGUGUCUACCUUAACGAGUUCCAAGUGGCCACCACAGCGUUCACGCUGCAGUGCACCGAGGCCAAAAACUGGUACGACGCGAUGUGGCGGGCCAAGACCAUCUACCAAAGACUGAAGCGCGGCGCCGGCGGCGGCGGCGGCGGUGGCACAGUGGGUGACAGCUUCCGCUUUGGAGGCAGCGGCACAAGCGGCGGCACUGCCGACUCCCUGGGGGUGCGCAAGUCGCCCAUGAACUCCUCCAUCUGCAGCCAUGUAUCCAGUGCGAACAACAGCCACAGCGGCAGCGUCGAGUGGAACGAUUCGCGCAACAUAUCCGUAGACUUUGAGAAGACAAACUCCGUGUCGAGCGACGAGGGCUCCGGCAUGAUGACGGGCAACCAUGGAAUGGCCGGGAAGGGAAAGCAGCAACUGAUUAGCGGUCUGCACAAGGCAAAGAUAGGGAUGAUUGGGGCCAUUGGCUCCAAGUCGGCGAAUACCCUGACUGUGCAGCCAUUGAACCACCUGGGGCAGAGUCUGCCCAACCUGAACAUGCACCACAGUCACACUAACAAUACCCUGCUCGUGCCGGGCACGACCACUAGCCACUCGGGCAACAUGUUGUUGUCGCCCAGCCAUCGUGGCAUUUCCUAUCCGCCGCCGAGCCCAACGAGAGUGCCGCUGCGCCGUGGCAUGGCCUUCUCGACCUCCACCAAGAAUCCGCCACUGCGGAAGACGCGCAACGUCACCUCCCAGAACAGUAUUAACUGGCACCAGAUACCGGCCACACCGACGCCCACGCCGCCCAGUCCCCGGUCGCAGCACACCACCACCCCGGCCAGCAUUGCCCUGCAGAAGUCGCUGCCUGUGCUGGACCCAUCGUUGCCACCGUUGCUCCACAAGCAGCUCUCCCACCAGGCACCCCUGACGACGUCCAGCACCGAGACGGACGUAUGAUGUGGAGCCAAUGCCCACCUCCGGCGACCGGCGACCGGCAAGCUGUAAUCUUAAGAUAGAUUGCAUCUUACUUGGAGCUGAUCUGACCUAGAUGCAUGCAACGAUAGAAACUAUAUAGAGCGUGUACUUACCUUACCUUACGAUUAACCUGUCACAAAUUAGCAAUAGCACACAGAGAGCACUUUUCUAUUAGGAACUUGUAUUGUGAGAAACGGCACUUUUGGGUCCAAAGCUGAUAUUUAAAUAAUGUACAUUCCAAAACUACUACUACUACUACUACCACCACUACUGCUCCCCGCGCCAGACCACCUAGCCUUUCAAGCUUCGACAUUCAAAACACUGAACACUGAAACACUCAGCCAUAUUACGAGUAUUCUUCCCAUAACGAUAUAAAGACAAAUAAAGUUUAAUCAACGGA